CAGGUUGAUGGGUGUGGCGUUGACCUGACGCAAGCUCGGAAGUAUUUCCAGAGAUACCGGGUCUGUGAACGGCAUCUAAAGUCGCCGUCUUUGCAAAUGGACGGACGUAGCGUUCGGUUCUGCGACCAGUGUUCAAAAUUCCAUGAUAUUAUCAUGUUUGAAGGCAAUCGCAGGUGC
Molecule: messenger RNA, 177 nt
Organism: Volvox carteri f. nagariensis
Lineage: Eukaryota; Viridiplantae; Chlorophyta; Chlorophyceae; Chlamydomonadales; Volvocaceae
Exons: 1
Cellular component (GO): nucleus
Molecular function (GO): DNA binding
Source: RefSeq, a predicted model, not a curated record